Molecule: messenger RNA, 2390 nt
Organism: Pantherophis guttatus
Lineage: Eukaryota; Metazoa; Chordata; Lepidosauria; Squamata; Colubridae
Gene: ZDHHC24
Product: zDHHC palmitoyltransferase 24
Biological process (GO): peptidyl-L-cysteine S-palmitoylation; cilium organization; protein targeting to membrane
Cellular component (GO): Golgi apparatus; endoplasmic reticulum; photoreceptor connecting cilium
Molecular function (GO): protein-cysteine S-palmitoyltransferase activity
Source: RefSeq, a predicted model, not a curated record
UGGGGCCGCGCACGCGCCGUCAUGGCAGGCAGCGACUGGGACCGGCGGGUGCUGCCCGUAUGCGUCGGGGCGGUGUUGGCGACCGCGCUGGUCGCGGAGGUGCUGGUGGUGCUGCUGCGAUUCCGUCCGCCCGGAGAGCCCUUCCCGCUCUGGCCCAUCGCCUCGCUGGUUUUCCUGCUAACGAGCGCGCUGGAGAGCGCCCGCCGCUUCAUCAUGGCUUCGCCCAGCACGCGCGGCGUCAUGCUGGCGGGGGCGGGGCAAGGAUGGGAUUACUGCUAUGCCUGCCAGACUCACGUGCCGCCCCGCUGCAGCCACUGCUUUACCUGCAACGUUUGCGUCCUGCGACGAGAUCACCAUUGCCUGCUGCUCGGCCAGUGUUUAGGCUAUCAGAACUACCGUUACUUCCUCUGCCUGCUGCUUUAUGGGUCGGUCGCCUUGCUGUACGGCAGCUUACUCAAUGCUAACGUGGUUUGGAUGCUGCUAGAGGAAGGUGGCUUUGCAUACAAAAUCCUCCUGCUGAUGCUGCCUUGGCUGAUGUUCCUGAUGGGGCAAGUCAGUUUCGUGACCUUUGUCUACGCUUUUGUGACCGACAUCUGUGUUGUGGGCUUCUUGUUCUGCAUCAGUUUCCUGCUGUUCCACAGCUUGCUGGCCCUGCGCGGACAGACCACCAAAGAAUGGUUCGAAGGGAAUCGCCGGUACCACUUGGGCUGGCGAAACAACCUUCGGCAAAUCAUGGGAAAACGCUGGCUGCUGGCCUCCCUCACGCCUUUCAUCACUUCCCAUUUGCCAGGAGAUGGAAUCACGUUCCAAACCAGCUCUCCGAAAACAGAAGUGCUCUCCAGAUCACCCAGCAACUAAAGGAUUUCCCCACCUGUAAUUAUGAGGAAAAUUGAGUUCUUUUCAACGAUGGCUCUCUUCAUUUGAAAGCAGACAACUUGGGUGAAAAUUCUGAAGGUUUUGUCUUACAUCGUUGAAAGCUGAAAACAGUGUGAUCUUGGAACGGUGGUGACUGAUUGUUUUCCCCACACUCCCUGGGAAAGGGGCUUGUAAUGCUUUCGUUUCAGUGAUCUGGGAAGAAGGAAAUUGCUAACUGGAGCAAGACGGGGGGACACUCAUGCUUCGCUAAACUGGUCUAAAUGCAAUGGUUAAUACUGCUUUCUCCUGGUCUAAAGUAUAUUAUAUAUGUGUCUGUGUAUUUUUUUUUUCUCCCUCUUAUAUCCAUUGCUCUCCAAAUUUGCACACCCCUUCUUUUCCCAGCUUGGGAAAAAUGUGAAGCUAAAACCAAAAGUCAAACACUGCCUAGAAAUGGAUUCAGGGACCAAAAUCCAAGUUUAUAAUGCUUUGCAUCUCAGUUGUUUUCUCCCCUUGCAGCAAUUGUGAGACUGGUUUUUUUUUUUAUCCUGAGUCCUGAGAUCAUGCAGAAGUCAACAAACCUUACGUUGUGAAAUAUUAGUACAAUGUUUCUCAACCAUGGCAACUUUAAGACAAGUGGACUUCUCCCAGAAUUCCCCAGCCAGCUAUGCUUUAAGAGGGGAUGGGUUUCAACUUCCAAAAUUAAAUCAUGCUGGAAUUCUGGGAGAUGAAACUCACCCCUCUUAAAGUACCUUGCCUGAGGAAUUCUGGAAGUUGAAGUCCACCCAUCUUUAAAUUUCCAAGGUUGGGAGAUACUGUGUCAGGGAAAUGGUUAACAAUUUUUACCCCUUGCUAUUCUGCCUGUUCCUUCCCCAUAUUUGGCACUGUUCCACCCAAUAUUGUCCACCCAAAUGUCUCUCUUCUUCCUUUCAUAUCCAAAAUCACCAAUCCCCAUAGACAUGGUUUGCACUGUGAGAGACCCACAAAAUGUGUGGGCAUUUACUGUAUUCUUUUUUCUUUUCUUUAUGUUAGAUUUUAUCCACUUCGUUCUAUGAUUGUUUCUAAUACGGUAUUAUUUUUUAAUGCUUUAAUGUUUUUAUGCUAUAAGCUGCCCAGAGUUGUUGGAUACAAGAUGGGAGGUUAACAAAUUUCCUAAAUAAAGAAAUAAAGCUUUUAUACAGUGCCUUUUAUAUUUAACUGAGCACUGAUUGCACUGUAAGCUUUUCAACCCGAAAAAAUUAACUCUUUUCCCAUUUCUUCAAGUCAGGUGUACAGACUAUUAUCAGUGCGGUUAAUUUGAAUGCGUCAAGAUAAUGCGGUGGCCCUUGGUUAGUGUGAACAAUCUCGAGAAGCUCAAAAGCAGCACUGCUUCCCAAAUGUCUGCCUCUCUUAGUAACUUUGAAUUAUGUUGGCCUUGGAUAAAUGAUUAAAAUUAUAUUUUUCAUUGCAGGGAAGUGUGGGGCAAAUGGCUAUUUUUCUGUUUUAACGUUUCAUGUAACUUCUUGAGAAGAGAUAAAUAAAUGAAAAAAUUAAGUGGU